CUUUCAAUUCCUUCUUUGAAAAUGGCAGAGGGUUAUGUUUUAUUGAUGAAACAGUGUGUUCACACACCAGUCACAGCACAGAUGCUUUGCAUGCAGCACAGGACUCCAAAGUCACUCUGCAGUACAGCACUGUAUGCAAAGUAUCUUCUACAUGGUCUCUUACAAGGUUGUCAUCUUUCACCUCGUGUUAUACUUUUGACUGGGAAAAUAAAUUUACAUGAGAUAUGGCAUCUGAGUGCUGCCUCAGUGUCACCAAGUACUUCCUGUUUCUCUUCAACCUAAUCUUUUUUUUCUUGGGGUUGUCCCUUUUGGGGUUGGGAGUUUGGAUAAUAUGUUCAGAUACAAGUUCUAUACUACCAGAUAUUCCCUACCUACCUCUGUCUCUCUUCUCCUAUCUGCUGAUCAUCAGUGGCUCAGUCACCAUGCUUUUGGGCUUCUUUGGGAGCUUUGGUGCUCUGAAGGAGGUUAAAUGCAUGCUGGCAAUUUAUUUUAUUCUGCUCACGGUGCUUCUUGCAGCUCACAUAAUUGGCACAGUUCUGCUUUUCACACAAAGAAGUACGUUUGAGAAUUCCCUGGACAAUCGUGUUCAAAAUAUUAUUGAAUCAUUUAAUGUUUCAAGUCUACCACAAUUUCUACAGCCUCUACAAUUCCUUCAAAGUAAGGCCCAGUGCUGUGGCUGGGGUGGACAAAAAGAUUGGGAAACGUUCUUGUGCUCCGACCAUGGGAAAAGCUGUUUUUAUAAGAAUGACACUGCAAAGGCCACUGUUAAUGCCACUGGUAAUGCCACUACUGAAAGCUCAAAAACAUGCCGCUGUAACACACCCAAUUGUGUGAAACAUGAGAAGGAUUGCAAAGGAAUUGUUAAAGAAUGGCUUAAUGACCAUCUUAAGAUCAUUCUUGCUGUUGUACUUGCUGUAGCUGUUGUUGAGAUAUGUGGUAUCAUCCUUUCGAUGUGUCUGUAUAACCGGGUUUCCAUGGAUUACGCCAUACAUUUCUACUAGAAAACCAGGGUAAAACACAGGAGCAACAUCAGCUACAAGCAUCAGUGCAUACCAGCAGCAGUACUUCUUUUGUAUUUUGUAAUCAUUAUUGAUCCUUGUACAAUACAAUAUUUUCUCAUAUGUACAAUUUUUUAUGCUAAUAAAUAAUAACUUUAAAUAACUAUG
Clarias gariepinus (North African catfish) is the source of this 1166-nucleotide messenger RNA. It is a transcript of the gene cd37, whose product is annotated as CD37 molecule. NCBI's taxonomy places the organism in Eukaryota, Metazoa, Chordata, Actinopteri, Siluriformes, Clariidae. Gene Ontology annotation, cellular component: membrane. The record is from RefSeq and is a predicted model, not a curated record. The transcript is spliced from 9 exons. Bases 225 to 1001 code for a protein of 258 amino acids.